CUUUCACCAAUGCGUAAUGACGUUUCCGCUGCCGCGCGCAUGCGCAGUUUCAUUUCGUCCAGAGCUCCUCACGGUUCACAUCGAAGAUGGCGGCAGGCUUCGACCUGCUGGUGGAGGAUUCUCUAAUUAAAAGAGUGGGCAAGAAACUUUUUAGCGAUAUUGCAGGUUGUGCCAGAAACGAGCGCAGCACAUUUUAUUACAUUAACUCCGAGAGAAGAGCACGGGCAGUUGUAAAGAACAAUGCUAACUACGGGAUAGGAGGGAAUGCAACUAGCUAACGUUAACAUUUGUGAGCAAAGAGGCUAUUGGCUACGAGACUUGUUUUUAAAGCAGGUAAUCUCGCAGUGUGUUAAACUGCACUACAUGUUCAAAAUAUUUCUUCACCACAAGAGUUAAAGCGAUAAGGGCGCUCGAUAGAGUCUGGUUUACAUCGUGACCCGCGCUCCCCUCACUCUUCACACGUUUGUUUCCUACUUCGCAGACGUACAGGAGGGAAAGGGGACGCUUUCUGAGCCCCGGCUGUUAGCUGUGGAUGCGAAUUAAAACACGGAUUACUCCAGCCGCUUCGCUACAGACUUCAGCGGAGCACGGUUAACGCGAUCCGGUGUCUCCAAAUGCUAUGGUAACUACUUUGCCUGGCCACGAAGUCAAGCUCGGGACGUCAACAGUACAAACUUUGGACGGAGGCGAUGCGAUGGAUCCGCGUUCAGAAAGCACGCCAGCGUCGAGCGGCUCAUCGAGCGAUCCAGCCGCUUCAGCUACCGUUAGCGUUACCGUGCCGGUGGUCAACAACGGGCCCGGAAUAGCGAAAGGACUUGUGACUGCACCUUCUACUUCAAACACGGUGAUCCAGGCGUCUUUCGUGAGCGCGCCGAGCGUGAACGUGUCUAGCGCGCCAGGCGGAACCGCCUCCGCCUCCGCCACCAUCAGGCCAUCUAUGCAAGCCGCGACUUUAACCAUUAACGGGAAUAAUAAGGCCAGCUGCGUGCUGACAGCUGCGCCCAGUGUAGCCACGGCCACGGGAAGCACGCCGCUCACAAACGCCCAGCCUCCUGUCAGUGUGAGCGCGAGUCCGGCGGUGUCAAUCAAAGCCGAGUCACCGCAGACCGUGAUCCAGAGCGCGGCCCAUACCGGAUCUCCGCAGGUCUCCCCCGGGGCAGCCAAAGGCGCUGGGCUGAUGCAUGCGACGGCGGCGGUGAGAGGCGGAGCCCCGGUGACAGGAGGCGGGGCCACGGUGGCAGCAGCCGCGGCGGGGGGCGUGAGGACCAUCGCGCCGCAACAGGUGCUCGCGCCCCGCCUCCCACAGAGCACCCCGGGCCAGCCGAGCAUCCACAACAUCCAACUUCCUCCAGGUAUGGUGCUGGUGCGAAGCGAAGCCGGACAGUUGCUAAUGAUCCCUCAGCAAGUGUUGGCUCAUAUGCAGGCCACACGCGCUGCCACUCCCGCCAGCACCACGCCCGGACAGGUCACUUCCACACAGACCCCUGGUGCUCCCAUCAUGGCCAGACCAGUGACUCCCACCAUCAUCAAGCAGGGCUCACCCACAACCAGCAGCACCACUGCUCCCACACUGCAGAGGCCACCCAUGCAGGUGCAAUCGGUGGGCUCUGUGUUGGCAGUGCAGCCGGGCACCGCCCAGAGGAUGGUAACUCCCACUACUGGGACCAGUGUCGCCUUGGCAACGGAAACCAUGGAGAACGUGAAGAAGUGUAAGAACUUCCUGUCCACGCUGAUCAAGCUGGCCACCAGCGCGAAGCAGUCAUCGCAAACGGCUGCUAACGUCAAAGAUCUGGUUAAGAACUUGCUGGAAGGGACGAUUGAAGCGGAGGACUUCACUAGCAGGUUAUACAAGGAGCUUAACUCUUCACCCCAGCCUUAUCUCGUGCCUUUCCUAAAGAGGAGUCUUCCUGCUCUGAGAAAACUCACCCCGGACUCCCUGGCCUUCAUCCAGCAGAGCCAAGGCCUGCAGCCCACCAAACCUGCAGCCACCGUGGUGCUGACCAACACUACGACAGCUAACGCUGCCACUGUUGCUACCGCAACUCCUGCUACAUCUGUACCUUCUGCAACUCCUUCAAUUUCCGCAGGCACUGCAGCAACCGCUGCAUCUGCUGCAGCUGCCACGGCCCCGCGCACACUCACCCAGCCCGCUCUCGCCACCACCAGCCAGCCUGCCUCACUGGUGUUGCAGUCUCAGCAGCAAGGUGCGAUCGUGAAGUCCCCCCAGGUUACCCUGGCUACUCCCAUGGUAACGCUCAGGGGUCAGCCGCACAGCCGCAUCGUAGUGGGGCAAACUCAAGUGCAGGUCAAACAGAUUAACACAGUGUCUGUGAAGCCCGGGAUGGUGAGUGGAGCGAAGGUCUCUCCCAGCCCUGUGGCUCUUAACGCAGCUCAGAAGAACAAGCUGAAGGAUGCCUCUGGGGGGACGUUCAAGGAUGAUGACGAUAUCAACGAUGUAGCCUCCAUGGCCGGUGUGAAUCUGUCGGAGGAGAGCGCACGAAUCCUGGCCACCAACUCGGAGUUAGUGGGGGCCGUGACUCGCUCGUGCAAGGAUGAAGCCUUUCUGUUCUCAGCCGCAUUGCAGCGCAGGAUACUGGACAUCGGUAAACGGUUUGGAGUGACAGACCUGGGCCCCGAGGUGGUAAACUUGGUGUCUCAUGCCACUCAGCAGAGACUGCAGAAUCUUUUAGAGAAAGUCACGGUCAUUGCACAGCAAAAGAACAUGAACUAUAAGGAGGAUGCACGGUUCGAGCAGGUGACUGAUGUUCGCGCGCAGCUCAAAUUCUUCGAACAGCUGGACCAGCUGGAAAAACAGAGGAAGGAAGAGCAGGAGAGGGAAAUUUUAAUGAAGGCAGCCAAGUCUCGGUCUCGGCAGGAGGACCCCGAGCAGUUGCGGUUGAAACAAAAGGCCAAAGAGAUGCAGCAGCAGGAGCUGGCUCAGAUAAGACAGAGAGAUGCGAACCUGACAGCGCUGGCUGCUAUCGGACCCAGGAAAAAGAGGAAACUUGACUCACCUGCUCUUGGCACUGAUGCGGAGGGUUCCGGGUCUUCAUCGAGCUCGUCUGUGGGUUUGAGUGGCGGCGCAUCACGGCAGUUCACCCGCCAACGCAUCACGCGUGUAAACCUCAGGGAUCUGCUCUUCUGCCUAGAGAAUGAGAGAGAAAGCAGCCGCUCACAGCUGCUCUACCGGGCUCUGCUCAAAUAGCAGCUUGAUUAGAGAGCAGUGCUCACAUGAACGUCUGAUUACGGAGCAGUGCGCACACAGCAGCAUAAUUACAGUGCAGCGCUCAGGUCGCAGCUCCAUUUCAGAGCAGUGCUCAAAUAGAAGGUGGAGUAGAGAGCACUACAGAGCAGCCUGAUUACAGAGCAGCGUUCAGACAGCAGCUGCUCUGUCGAGCUGAUGGGCUGCGUUUAAACAGCAGCGCCUCUGAUGGAUGCAGCUCAAACCGUGAGCAGCUCCGCUGGAUGCUGCUUUAAUAGUGAAUCCGCUACUGUGCACAGCUCGAGUAGCGGAAACCGUACGGCAGCGCUGCUCACAUAGCAACCUGGCUCUACUGCUCCGUCUCGCGUCCAGCCGUCGUCUUCUCUCUCCUCCCGGUGUGUCAUCUUCUCUUUGUCUUUCUUUCUCAUGCCAUCUUUGUAUCAAUUUCAUGCUUGUCCUUUGUUUCCUCUACACUCUUUUCUAACUUAGUCAUUCAAACGCCCACACACUUUCUCAAGGUCUCUUACUCCUGUCCGCCUUUGUUUCACGUUGUUUUUAGCUUCCUUGUGCUCUUGAUUUUAAUCUAAUGAAAAUGUGUCUAAAGAAAUUUGCAGUUAUAUAUCCAAUGUUUUUCUUAGAGGGUGGCUUUGUAAUGUGCAAAUUGCCGAUGUAAAAAAAAAAAAAAGAGAAUACACAAUGAAACUGCCCAUUCAUUUUGUAUUUGUGUUUUUAUAAAAGAGGUUUUAAGAAAUAAAAAUCAAGAAUGUUUCUAUAAAACACCAG
Messenger RNA from Pangasianodon hypophthalmus (striped catfish), 3985 nucleotides. RefSeq names its product TAF4A RNA polymerase II, TATA box binding protein (TBP)-associated factor (gene taf4). Gene Ontology annotation, biological process: DNA-templated transcription; transcription initiation at RNA polymerase II promoter. The record is from RefSeq and is a predicted model, not a curated record. The transcript has 15 exons. Lineage: Eukaryota; Metazoa; Chordata; Actinopteri; Siluriformes; Pangasiidae. Gene Ontology annotation, molecular function: RNA polymerase II general transcription initiation factor activity; DNA binding; protein heterodimerization activity. Gene Ontology annotation, cellular component: transcription factor TFIID complex. The coding region runs from base 620 to 3205 and encodes 861 amino acids.